GUGAGGAGGAUGCCGUAAGAAGAAAGUAAAGGAUAGUCAUACUAAAGCAAUACAUAUACAGCCCUAUCUCUCUACAAAUUGUGUGUGUGUCAGUGUGUGUUUGGAGUGGAAGGUGGGGGAAAGAAAGCUCAGACUGAGCAAGGGCCCAGCUAUAAAACUAAGAAAAACAAAACACAAGAGCACACACAAAAAGAUCCCAAAGAAAAAGCCCUUCCUUGAAGCUAAGAUAAAAAGAGCUUCCCCUCUAAUCCUCUUCACAUCCACAAGCCCAAUUUGCAGUACCAAAUUCAGAGAAAAAAGAAAGAUAAAGAGAAGCUGAACAAGCCAACAAGGGAUUCUCUAUAACUCUCCAUCAUCACAUCAUCCAUUUCACCAUUUUCUCAUAGAUAAUUAAUCAUGCAGCAGCAAAACAUGAGCGAUGCAUAUUUCCAAGCAGGAGGUGUUGGUGGGAGCAGCAUGAUGUAUCCAGAAGUCAUGCCAUGGACCCUCCCUCACGGAUUCAAUCCGGUCCACUUCAACCCGAACCCGAUCCGAGACCCCGACACGUUCCUCCCUCCCCAGCCACCAUCACAGUACGGGGCCAUGUUCAACAGAAGAUCAUUUGCUAGCUACGAUACCUCCUCCACCGAUCAUCUCAGGUUCAUAUCCGACACGGUCCUCGGACAAAUGGGUUCGGGGCCGUUCGGGCUCCAAGCCGAGCUGAGCAAGCUCACAGCUCAGGAGAUAAUGGAUGCAAAGGCUCUUGCAGCUUCCAAGAGCCACAGUGAAGCUGAAAGGAGACGUAGAGAAAGAAUUAAUAACCACCUUGCUAAGUUGCGCAGCUUGCUACCAAGCACUACCAAAACGGACAAGGCUUCGUUGCUCGCUGAAGUGAUCCAACAUUUGAAGGAGUUAAAGAGACAAACAUCGAUAAUAGCUGAAUCGAGCGCAAUCCCAACUGAGAGUGAUGAAUUAACAGUGGACAAUGAGGAGGAUGAGGAUGGCAGAUUUGUAAUUAAAGCUUCUUUAUGCUGCGAAGAUAGAACUGAUCUUUUGCCUGAUCUUAUAAAGACUCUAAAAGCCAUGAGAUUAAAAACACUCAAAGCUGAAAUAACAACAUUGGGAGGGAGGGUGAAGAAUGUUCUUUUCAUCACAGGAGAUGAUCAAGAAUUGAACCGAGACGACGAUGAGCAGCAGCAGCCACAUGAGUACUUCGUAAGCUCUAUACAAGAAGCUUUCAGAGCUGUGAUGGAGAAAUCAAAUGGUGAUGAGUCUUCACCUGGGAGUGUGAAGAGACAAAGAACCAAUAUUAACAUAAUAUAAUUAAUUACUAUAAUUCCAUAGUUUAUGUUUAGUUUUUUUGGGGGAUUUUUUUUUUUUUUAACAUAAUUGUUGUUACAAAUAUUACUAGUAGCAGCAAAUGGGGUGUUGGUAUUUUAUGUAGUUUUCAUAAGUGGAUUUUGGUUGGUAAGCUGAAGUGAUUAAGUGGCAUUAAAAUGUGGCUA
Daucus carota subsp. sativus is the source of this 1484-nucleotide messenger RNA. Its product is annotated as transcription factor bHLH30. Gene Ontology annotation, biological process: regulation of DNA-templated transcription. The record is from RefSeq and is a predicted model, not a curated record. Gene Ontology annotation, molecular function: DNA-binding transcription factor activity; protein dimerization activity. The transcript is spliced from 3 exons. Lineage: Eukaryota; Viridiplantae; Streptophyta; Magnoliopsida; Apiales; Apiaceae. Bases 397 to 1302 code for a protein of 301 amino acids.